CGACUGCUUUACUCCUGGCAUAUUCUAACACCAUAGCCUUAGAUGAUUAAUUAGAUCUAAAUCUAGAGAUUACCCUGCCCUAGACUCUAUCUUAGAAUCUAGAUCUAGUCUAGUCUAGAUCUAAUUGAUCUAUACUUUUAGAGUUUGGAUCUAAUAUCUAGAAUGUUACUGAAGUUUCUUGUACAUUGUUAAGUGAUGAAAAACAUUGCAAAAGAUGUUUCUUCACUUGACAUUACUUCUAUUUGUGAAUGGAUAUAUCCAAAUCAUUGCUGCAUUGUCAUUAUAGCUGGAUGUGAUUUUUGGGAGGACUGUUCAGAUAACGCUUUACAACUACUUCCACGAGAUAAUUUAGUGUUUGUGGGAGAAACACUCAAGAUGAUAUGUUCACCUUCAGAUGCUUCUAGCAUUGACAUUACCAGUGUAAGGUUGAAUGUCUCUAAUCAGAAAAACGAAUCCUGGAUGAUUCCUGAUCAGUAUUACAGCAUUGUUGGUUCCUCUCUCUAUGCAAAUGUCAUGGUGACUGAUAACUUUACAGAAUCUACAACAGUACAAUGUCUAGAUGUCCAGAACAUAAUUGACAGUACUUUUAUUUAUGCAGAAACGCCCCUUCAAAACAUUGAAAAUUUCACUGCUGUAUACCUUUACCAAGAUCAUAUCAGCCUGACUUGGGACUGGCCUAUGAAAAAUAAGUCUGAAAUCCUCCUAACAGUUUCCUGGAGUUAUUCAAAAACUUUUCCUGAAAACUUUACAAAUCCAUGUAGUUUGAUAACUAAGGAGGGUUGUAAAAUACUGGAAGUACAAAACCUGCAGUUCUAUCUAUAUGUUAAAGUGUGCUUGUCUGUCACAAAAAGUCGCCCUGAAUUGGAAUAUUUAACUCCAAGCUUCAACACAAGUCUCUGCUCUUCACAUACAGUCUACAUAUUUAACAAUACUAAAUCUGGCCCCCCUGUAGACAUGACAGUGUUGAAUAUAAAUAGCACAUGCUUUAAACUGUCUUGGAAGAAUCCAUCUUAUAUAGAGUACUGUCUGGAUGCAUGCAGUAGAUUUUAUGACAUGACUGUUAAAAAAGUUCAAUCACAGCAGAUACUUUUCAAUAUUUCUAAAGCGUAUAAUGACUCCUUGCUUUCACUGUGUGACCUUGAACCUUAUACUGAUUAUCAAGUACUGCUACGUUUAAAGAGAGAAGAAGUCAAUCCAUGGAGCAAUCCAGCUUCAAUCACAUUCACUACAGAUGAAGACAGACCUUUAGUUGGACCUCCAGUGUUGAGUACCAAUUACUUUGUCAAAGAUUGUGUGAAUGACAGGAAAACACUUUAUAUCUACUGGCAGACACCAUCCAGCAACUCAGUACGAGGUCAUCUAACUGGAUUUCUUGUCAAUUCCACACACCUUCGCAGUGAAGCUAAUUAUUUUAUGAUUGAUAUUGAAUGUCAGCAGGAUUACAAUGCUUCCAUUUAUUCAAAAAACAGUAAAGGAUACUCUUUAUCACCAUCAGUGGUCUAUGUACCGAGCAAGCAAAAAGAUUUUUCCAAAGAACUUCAGUUUAAAGUUGAAGAAACAUUUGAGAGCAUGUCCAACUCUUCUAAAAAUGUGAUAGUGACAUGGAAUUCCAGUUACUUCAGUCAAGAGAAUGUCAGCAUAGUGAUCUACAGUUGUGAGGAAUAUUUUAUUCCAAAUACUUGCACCAGUAACUACAGAUCUACAGAAGUUAGUUUAACAAAGGAAUCCCUGGAGUUAAACAAUACUAAUAUCAGCGAUGAUUUCUUUGGAUUUGCUUUGAAAUUUAAGAAUGGAGACAAGCAAGGAAUUAUCUGGACUGAUUGUGUUUUUAGAAAAGAAGCAGUACCUGAUUCUCCUACUGGCUUACAAGUAAGCCCUGGCUAUGAUGAGAACAGUUUACAAAUUACUUGGGUCUCAACACUAUGCAACAGGAAAACCUAUGCAUUGAUUGAAUACUAUACUGUUUACAUUUGUCCUACACAAGAUUUAGCCCAUUGCUCAGACUAUAAUGUGAGUAGCACUAAAGAUAGUUACCUAGCUGGAUCUUUAAACAUCAACCAGAACUACUAUGUUUACCUAAGAGCAAUGACACCCUAUCAGACUGGAAGGCUUUCUGGGCCAAAGAUGGGAAUGACAAAGUCUAGAGUAGAUGAUAUACCUAUACAAGGAAUUCUGUCAGGAAUAUUUGCAACUCUAGGAGGCAUUCUAUUCAUAUUUUGUCUAGUUUAUUUCACUCUCAAAUGUAAGAAGGGAUAUGGAGAUGUGAAAAAUCUAUUGAAAAAGAGUACUGAGAAUAUACAUGUAGACAAUAGUGACCAAACUGAAAUUGUUGCAAACAAUAAUAAUGGCCAUUGCACACAUGUAACAGGCAUUACAUCAACUUCAAACCAGACACUACAGAUAAGUAAUCAAGAUGACAGGGAAUUAGAUAUUAACACAGGGGACAGAAUAUCAGACUCUGAAAGUGAUAACUCAUCAAACCAGACACAAAGCUCAACAGCAGGGUCGUAUCAGCAAAUGGACUGCCAUCAUUCUGGGGCUCCCCAACAACCACAGGAAACUAAUGUUCAAAACUCAAAUAGUGUUUCCAUACACAAUUUUCAAGUAGGGUGUGUCCUGGAUCAACCCUAUUUAAGUAAUCAACCACAUGACAGAAAUCAUCCAAUCAGCCUAGAUCUUCAAGUAAGGCAUAGCUCUGAUCAACCUUAUAUAAGUAAUCAACCAAAUGACAGCAGUCGUAGUGAGGACCAUGAAAGUGAAACAGAUAAUGAUCUACAAAAUGAGAACACCAGUCCUAACAGUCCACCGAGUGAUUAUGUUAGACAAUGUUAAACAAUAGUUUCCUUUCUAAGUUCUUAGACUACUUUCUAGUAUUGGUGCACAAGGGUUAGGUUAGCCUACAUUAUUUUAAACAUCUUGCUGUAUGUCUGAGCUUAAGCUUCACUGAGAUGGUUUGAAUACUUUUUAAUUCAUGACAAAAUUGUCUGUUAAGUCAUUCUAGAACUUUUAGACCCAUCCACAACAUAUUUCAAGUACAUUUAUGUGUGUGACUCAGCAAGAUGGAUUGAGUUACUGUUUAUAUUGCUUGAGUAUAAUAAUAAAAUGUAUUGUAUUCCAUUCUGAUCUUAUGAUGGAUUGCAGUAUGCCAUAAUAGAUUACCAAUGCCUUUGGUGGAAUCAUUAUAUGUCUAGCCCAUGUCACAGAGCGACAUAGAACUUUUAUCUUAUCUUAUAAAAUACAGAUGUUACUUCAAAAAAAGAAUAUUAUGUCCUAUGCGUGUCCAUAGUUUAAUCUAGUAGAGCCUUGAAUAUAUAGAUUUUUGUUUGAAAAUCUACAAACUUAUACUUAUUGAAUUAGCUAUCACACUAAAUACUUAAUUACAUAAAUAGAAAUAAAUAACUGAUCUUAUUUAUUGCAAAAAAAUAAUUGGGUAGACUGUGUUAAUCAUCCUUUCAAAUUUUGAUUAACAUUUUGUCCCAACAAACAGAGUAUAAAAUGUAGUAUUUGAAGAAACUCUUUCCAUCUCAACUCUUGGAACUCCAUUAAUUUGUGUAAGUGUGUUGGCUAGCUUUUUUAAUAUUGUUUUUUGGGUUAAAAUGAAGGCACAAGUUGCAGCUGGCUUGAAAUUACUGAUAUCAAAUACUGAAUUACUCAAUGUUGGAUUAUGAUUUACUGUAAUAUAAUUGUUCAUUGCAUCAAAAUAUUGCAUUUUUGAAGUAACACUAGAAAAGACUAUCAUGACCAUUUUUUUGUUUGUUUUUCAAAGUUCGAUACAGAAAAAAACAACAUGUGUUUGUUUCCUUAACUCAGGGCUUUUGAAAAUGGCCUGUUAGUUGCUAAUAUUUAUAAAAAUGUAAGAUAUUCAAAAGUUGUGCUUUUAAGUUUUUUAAAACAAUGUACCACUUUUUUUAAAUGACUUAAUUCUCAAUGGCUCUGGUAGAUUAAGUUAUGGAAAAAUAGAUGCAUAUUUCAACUGUUAGGGCGGGUCUAACUUCAUUUUAUUAUCUUUACCUGUAAAUUUUUCUUGUUCUGUAUACUCAUUGUACUCUUCUUUGAAAUUUUUCUCGUUCUGUAUACUCAUUGUACUCUUCUUUGGAAGUAGUGUUACUUACAUUUUUUUAAGCUCUUCCAGGUCCACCACAAUACCUUGAAAUAGUGACGAGAAAAGUUGAUGCUGUUCUUGCUCAAAAUAACCAUUUAUUUAUAGAACAAUGAUAAUAAUCUCCACACAUUAGUUCUCCACUAAGUCUGGUUUAAAUCUUGACUGUUUUGUGUUCUGUCUUUAUGAAUAAAAUGUGCUACCUUGUUUGUAAUCUCAGUUCAAAGAUGCACUGAGUGCCUUGAACUGUAUGCACUGCAGAAGUGAACAUACUUGCUAACUUUGAACGUUGUUGUUUUAAUUACUCAUUAACAUGAGAAGUAUUAUUGAAAUGUUCAAGUUACAAGUGUGUGCUUUAUUUGAAGUUUGGUUUCUACAGAACAUUUGAUACUUGAAAACAUGUUCAAUGUAAAUUUGACGUUCUGAAGCCAUUUCUUACUUUUUUUUGUAUCAAUGAAUUAUUUAAGUGCCAUAUUUUUAUGUUAUGAUUUUUGUAUUGUUUGAAUCUUUUUUUAUAAGGUUUACAUUGUAUGUAUAUAUAUAUAUAUUUAGAGAAAGGCGUAGAUCUUCUCAUUCCAUUUGGCGCUUUUGAAAGCUAGCUAUGUAGAAAUCUGUCUCCAGCAAUGUCUGCAGCCUCUUACCAGCAUGUUUCUACUGCCCUGAGGUCCUCCAUGAAGGUGUGGCACCCAGUUAUACGAGGACAUUCCUGUCUGCAUUUUCCUUGUAUAGGCCUCCAUGUUAUUACUGCUCUUUAAGACAUGAUUCAUUUGCUGGAGGACAUGUCAGGCAAACCUCAUGCAACCCCCAGUCACAACCUCAUUAACUAAGUCAAGUGCUGUUCAGCAUAGGAAAAUGUGUAUUUGUGACUGAUCUAUUCAACUCCGAAAAUCUGUCUUUGCCACUUCUGCUGAGCUUCAUUUAGCCUUUUAUAUUUUAUUUUAAAUAUAUUCACAUAAUAUAGUUUAAAUAUGUCUCUGAAUGUUUCUAUAAUGAAAAUUUUAUAUUUUUGUAAACUAUAGAAAUUAAAAUAAAAAUUAUGAUAAAUCUGUUAUAUAAUAUAACAAAGCCAGGAAAUAUUUUUUUUUAUUUUGAUGAAAACCAAUUGUAUUGUGUGUACAUAAUGUUGUUUAUAAUCAUUGAAAACUAAGUACCGGUAUAAAUGGUGAUUCAAAAAAUUCAUUUUUUUGUUUCUUAUCAAUAUUAUCAUUUGUUAAAUUUGUUUAUGAGUGUGUUCUCAAAAUCUCAUGUGUAUUAAGUUAUAUACCUAUGUAAUGAAAGUAUAGUGAAAGCAUUUCUCAUACAUAUAUGUAAAUUGCUGUACAUUUCCUGGUUUGUAAACUUAUAAGAUAAAUUCCCCUUAAAUAACAAAUAUGUUGAAUAUAACAGCAUUUUUUUUUCACAGGAAAUAAAUUACACAUCUGUAUACAGUAAUAAAUAGUAUGUAUAUGUAAACAAAAAAAUUCUUGCUUCUAUACUUUACUAUGGACUGUCUAAUAUUGAUUAUGGAGACAUCAUUUUUCUCAUUCCAUGUAUCCACAUAACAAACUAUAAUGGACUUCGUACAUGAGUGAGAUGUAAACAUUUUUUGAUACAUUAUUUUUUUUUAAAAUAAGAACAAAUCUGGGAAUGCAAAUAAGACAGGUUGAAAUUUCAAUAAAAUAAGGAUUCAUUUCUUCAAAUCAAAGUGACAAAAAAGGUCUUAAAAAUAACUGGCUACUACAAGUGCCAGUAAUCAUAGCUAGCAAUUAUCAGAGAUGGGAAUUUUCCUGAAAUUUCAUGAAUUCUUUAAAAUUUGUUGGGCCCAUUAUUAUUUAUAACUGGUUAAAUAAAUAGAAAUGUAGCUCAAAGAAUUUUUAAAAAGUCAAUGGACCUCAUUCACCAAUCGUAAACAAACAACAUUUAGCCACGUGGUGCUCUAUCUCUUCUAUAUAAUUUACGAUCUCAUGUUUAAUUCAUGAUGGUUGUCACGUGACAUAUUUUUUCAUUAUUUUAUAAAUAAGAUCACGUGACUAAAUGUUGUUUGUUUACGAUUGGUGAAUGAGGUCCAUUAUGUUUGAUGCCACUUGGUUUAUAAAACACACCACUUUUUUUAUAGUUGUUUGAGAAAGAUGUCACAAUACUAGUCAAAGCAUUAAUCUAGACUGCCUGGAUCAAAUGUAAAGCUCUAGAUGUCAAGUAAAUAAAGAAAUCAAAAAGUUCUAUCUAAAUUUAAAAGCCUUUUAUUGUGUGUAUGUGUGCAAUAAAACAUUCAAUAUAAUUAAUUUGAAAUAUUUUUCAGAGAAUUCAGCAACUCCUUACUUGGGUUGCUGCGACAUGCCAGUUCACAAAGAGGGGUUUAGGACCUUUCCUGAAAGUCUUUUCCCAACACUGAAUUAUUUUGUGUCCAAUGUCAUCCUUUUUUUUUUCAAA
Biomphalaria glabrata is the source of this 6508-nucleotide messenger RNA. RefSeq lists its product as uncharacterized. The record is from RefSeq and is a predicted model, not a curated record. Gene Ontology annotation, molecular function: protein binding. Lineage: Eukaryota; Metazoa; Mollusca; Gastropoda; Planorbidae. Bases 196 to 2832 code for a protein of 878 amino acids. The transcript has 19 exons.